Messenger RNA from Culex quinquefasciatus (southern house mosquito), 837 nucleotides. RefSeq lists its product as uncharacterized. The transcript has 4 exons. Bases 6 to 734 code for a protein of 242 amino acids. The record is from RefSeq and is a predicted model, not a curated record. Lineage: Eukaryota; Metazoa; Arthropoda; Insecta; Diptera; Culicidae.
UCAGGAUGGCCAAACAUCACCAGCAUCCGCACCACCAUCAGAACAUCAACCGGUCGCCCCGGUUGAGCUACCUGACCUCGCACUCCCAGUCGCAGUCCUUUAUGAGCGAAAGUGGCGAGAUGACCGAGAUGAUGGACCUCGAGUCGGAGAACCUGCUGGGCGAGCGGUACGGCAGUGCGAUACAGGUCAUCAGCGGCAGCUCGUACAACGGCUCGGGGGGUCUGCUCGCGGCCAGUGCCGGCAACGGCAGCGACUUGCUGCUGGGCACGUCCGCCGCAACCCGGGUCGCCGCCCUCAACUAUCAACAGCAGCUGCAGAUCCUCCAGCAGCAGCAACAACAGCUCCAGCAGGCCCAACAGCUCGAGGAGCUGGGCAUCGGAUUUGCCGAAGGGAGCUUCAACAGCAAACUGCUCUCGCCGGCGGUGACCAUCGUCGAAAUGACCGCCGGCGGUUUACUUCCGAACUCGGGCAACAUGCGGCAGAAAAAUAUGAAGGCAAAAUCGGCGGUGGCCGCCGCGAUGGCCGCCUCCGGUGCCGAACAGGCCAACCUGAAUGCCAUCGGCCUUCAACUGUCGGUGGAUCGGGGUGGGCCCCAGGAGUGGGGUGAGGCCACUCGAAGUUACGUCAAGGCCCAGCGGAGACACGCCGGCCGGGCCACAUUCCAGGGCCAGGUGUACAAUUUCCUGGAGCGGCCCGCCGGCUACAAGUGCUUCAUUUAUCACGUUUCAGUGUAAGUACUAUCAGCAAUUUCCAUCCAAUCAAUUCCCAGCUACUGAAGCGUAAGUACAACGAGCCUCAAAGAUUCAGACCCUUAGCAAUAGUGAUUUAAUAAAACCC